Molecule: messenger RNA, 3219 nt
Organism: Cinara cedri
Lineage: Eukaryota; Metazoa; Arthropoda; Insecta; Hemiptera; Aphididae
Source: the annotation of a GenBank genome assembly
AUGGACCUGUUAUUAACUUUUAAUACAUUUUUACAUGAAAAACUUGAUUACAAAAAUAAGGUAAUGGGUAUUUUCUUAUAUAUCCAAAAUCUUUAAAUUCUGUAUAUCAUAUUAUUUUAUUUAAAAAAAAAUUUGAAUAUGCUAGUACCUAUAUGGGUGAUUGUUUUUUUUUUUUUUUUAUCAAAAAUAUAAUUUCUUUACAUAGUCGCAUAUCAUGAUAACUCAUAAUAAUAUCGUUAGACAUUAAACGAUCCACACUCCACACAGUUCAGACGGUACACGGUAUCAAUAGAAUGCGGCCUUGCACUGUAAUAACUAAUAACUAAUAACAUGGAGUGUUAGUAUAAUAUCUAGCUACCGACAGGGUUUGAUAAACGUACCAUAAUCGUACCCGGUGGCCGGGGGUAUGAUUUGCGUGUUGAAUCGGCGGCGUUAGUCGGCUGCAGUGGCGUGUGCGCGACCGUGGCGGUUUCCUAAACGGGCAGUGUGACCAAUGUACGCAGCUGAAUCAACAUGAAUAUAUCUUAUUUUAACUGUAGCCACGCUGUUGAAAAUGAAAAAUAAAAUAAAAUGCUGUGAUAAUAUAACCGUGUUGAUAAAAAAUUUGGUAAACACAAAACGAUAUUGACAUUUUCGGUUUUCAUCGUUAUAUUUGUUUUGUAUACCAAAUAUUAUCUAAGGAUUUUGGGUAAGCACUAUGCAUUUUAUAUUUGAUUCUUGAUUAGAAUUUUUUUUUUUUUAUUGAUAUUUUUUCAAGGGAUUUGUAAAUUCUACUACUAUCGAUUCUCGAUCGAAGACCGGGACAAUCAUGGCCACAGUAAUAGCCAUUGACCUGUCCGUGUCUAUGAUUAAAAAAAUCAAAAACCCAGAGACCAAUGAAACCUAUACAUUACUGCAGUUUGCCGAACACGGAAUUAAUACACUGUUGGACUAUUUGGCCGUUCAUUCUAGACUCGAAUUAGUUGCCGUCGUGAGUAAUAUAUAAUAAUAUGCUUGAUUCAAAGAAAAAACGUUCUUCAGUCAUUCAAAAUAUUAUCUACCUAUCUAAUCAAAUACUGUUUUCAAAAUUACAUUUUACAAUACAAUAUAUGUGGAAUUAUAUUAUUAUUACAUACCUAAAGUAACAUUUGUACAAGAAAAAAGAAAAAUAUACAACUUACCAUAUUAGCAUAAAAACAAUUGUUUAUUUGGUUAACAUUUGAUUAAAUUAGGUACUCAUGCCUCGUUCUAUAUCAAAACAAAUUUGAACAAAAAGCUGUCUUCUCCAAUAUAUUUUUAUAGUAAUAAAAUUGUACACAAGUUUAUAAAGUUUAUUCCAACAGGUUACAUUUUCACAUACGUGUGAUAUACUGUGUUCAUUUACUCGCGACUAUGAAUCAAUCAAAAAUAAAAUCACGCAUUUAGAUUUCCAAACAGACACCCACUAUCCCCCUGUAAUACAAACUAUUAAUUAUUUAGUCCACAGAGAGUUGUCCAACUCAAUAACGUGUCAAGUAAGUAACAUAAUAUAAAACACUGUAUUUAAACUAAUAUCGAUAAAUAAAUAAUUUAUUUUAGGUGAUUAUGAUUACUGAUGGUAACUGCUAUAGAGGUCUUCGACAACCAGAUAUAACGCCAUUUCUAUUUCCUGGAAAACUAAUAGUCGUUCCUUUGGGUGAAGUAUCCACAAUUUACAAAAAUAAUUAUAACUCAAACGAACUUCCAAACGGCAUGGGAUAUAUAACUUCUCCUGAAUUACCUCUAACUCUAUCUAAAGUUGCUAAAGUGUUUGAAAAAAUUGCUAUAGAAAUAUAUGUUCCAUGUAUUGCAAUGUUACAAUGUGGCCAUUUAAAAUCUGAUGUUCAUCUGAUUCCUCCUCCUAUGGUAAUAUUAAUAAACAUUUUAAAUUUAACACUUUAAUGUAUAGAAAAAUCAUUUUUUUUUUUUAAUUUUCAGCCUUACACAAAAGCAGCAGACUUUGAGAUAAUGACCUAUUGCAUUUCUAAUGAAUUGAAUAUAAUUGGAUUUUUAGAGUCUUCGAAAGUUGAAUGCCCUGCUACUUUUUCCCGUCAUUUUGUUUUACCUCAACAAUUUUCAGAUGAAUGUAUAGAAAGUAAUUCAAAGUCUUCACAAAUUCCAUCAUUUUGCGUAUUAUUACAUGACGCUUUAAAAGUAAAUAAAUAACUCUGUUUUAAUAAUUAAUUUACUUUAAACAAAAAAUAAUAAAUUCAUAUUUAUUCAAUUUUUUUAGGCGGAAAAUAUGAUGGCUCUUUGUCAGUUAAAUUCUAAUUGGUUUGGAUUAUUAGUUAGUUGGGUUGACAAUAAAAACAAAUCUAACUUAAUAUUAAUUGUACUUGAACCUGGUACAAAUGCAAUUCCUUGGUUGGGAGACAUUCAAAAUCUUACAUUAACACCAACAGAAACUGAGACAGGUUAAAUAUCUAAAAUAAUUAUUUGAUUAUUUAUUAUUUUAAUUUAAUUUGUAUUGAAUAUUUACAGAAAACAAUGACCCACAGAUCAAAAAAUUAUCCAAUAAGUGUAGUUACAAUCAGCCACAAUUGGUAUGGAUUAAAGAAGCCAGUCUUCAGACUGAUAUUCAUAGAAUUUUGAGACAAGCAAGAAAAAUUCCAGAUAAAGUUCUGAGUUUUUAUAAGGUAGUUACCAAUGUAACAAUUAAUUUAAUUUGAUUAAAGUAUAAAUAAAAUAAGUGGGUAUUCUUAGUUUAAGUUACUGUGAGAUGAUAAAACAAUGAUAAAAAAUUACAAACAAAAGAAGAUUUUAAAGUUUUGGAGGAUGUUAAAUGUUGGAAUUUAGGAAAAUAUGCCAUUUAAAGUACCACUAUAAUUUGUUUAAUCUUUGUAUAAAUGUGUGAAAGUUGUGGGGCAUCCUCUUUCCAUUCAGAUUCAGAAAUUGUAUGUUUUAUACAAUUUUAAACAAAAUAUUUAUAAAAAAUAAACAUACUUAAAUCAUUCAAAGUGAAAUCAUUAAAUUUAUCUUAAUUUGAUUUGAAAUUAAAUAUAUUUUGUUUAGGAAUUGAAUCGGAUUCGAAAAGCUGCAAUUGCUUAUGGCUUUAAAGAUUUAUUAACUGGUAUAGCCAAUCUAUUGGAAUUAGAAUGCAGCAAUUUACCAGAAGGUACUCAUCCAGAUUGUGCCCUGCAAUUAACUCAUGCUGCUAUGGUAUUGCGAAAACCUUGGGCUAUGGAUUCUAAAUAUACACUCAGUCCUUUGAUAAUAAAAUAG